GGAACCGCGGGGAUGGAAACGGGGAGCGAUGAGGCGGCCGAACCCCGGAGCGUGGAUGCUGCUGCUGCUGCUGCUGGCGCCUCUCUUCCUCCGCCCCCUGGGCGCGGGCGGGGCGCAGACCCCCAACGCCACCUCAGAAGGUUGCCAGAUCAUACACCCGCCCUGGGAAGGGGGCAUCAGGUACCGAGGCCUGACUCGCGACCAGGUGAAGGCUAUCAACUUCCUGCCGGUGGAUUAUGAGAUUGAGUAUGUGUGCCGGGGGGAGCGAGAGGUGGUGGGGCCCAAGGUGCGCAAGUGCCUGGCCAACGGCUCCUGGACAGACAUGGACACACCCAGCCGCUGUGUCCGAAUCUGCACCAAGUCUUAUUUGACCCUGGAAAAUGGGAAGGUUUUCUUGAUGGGUGGAGACCUCCCAGCUCUGGACGGAGCCCGGGUGGAUUUCCGGUGCGACCCCGACUUCCAUCUGGUGGGCAGCUCCCGGACCAUCUGUAGUCAGGGCCAGUGGAGCACCCCCAAGCCCCACUGCCAGGUGAAUCGAACGCCACACUCAGAACGGCGCGCAGUGUACAUCGGGGCGCUGUUUCCCAUGAGCGGGGGCUGGCCAGGGGGCCAGGCCUGCCAGCCUGCGGUGGAGAUGGCGCUGGAGGACGUGAAUAGCCGCAGGGACAUCCUGCCGGACUAUGAGCUCAAGCUCAUCCACCACGACAGCAAGUGUGACCCAGGCCAAGCCACCAAGUACCUGUAUGAACUACUCUACAAUGACCCCAUCAAGAUCAUCCUCAUGCCUGGCUGCAGUUCUGUCUCCACACUUGUGGCCGAGGCUGCCAGGAUGUGGAACCUCAUUGUGCUUUCCUAUGGCUCCAGCUCACCAGCUCUGUCAAACCGGCAGCGUUUUCCCACAUUCUUCCGAACACAUCCAUCUGCCACACUCCACAACCCUACCCGUGUGAAACUCUUUGAAAAGUGGGGCUGGAAGAAGAUUGCCACCAUCCAGCAGACCACAGAGGUCUUCACUUCAACUCUGGAUGACCUAGAGGAGCGAGUGAAGGAGGCUGGAAUUGAGAUUACUUUCCGCCAGAGUUUCUUCUCAGAUCCAGCUGUGCCAGUCAAAAACCUAAAGCGUCAGGAUGCCCGAAUCAUCGUGGGACUUUUCUAUGAGACCGAAGCCCGGAAAGUUUUUUGUGAGGUGUAUAAGGAGCGUCUCUUUGGGAAGAAGUACGUCUGGUUCCUCAUUGGGUGGUAUGCAGACAAUUGGUUCAAGAUCUAUGACCCUUCCAUCAACUGCACAGUGGAUGAGAUGACGGAGGCGGUGGAGGGCCACAUCACCACUGAGAUUGUCAUGCUGAACCCUGCCAAUACCCGGAGCAUUUCCAACAUGACAUCCCAGGAAUUUGUGGAGAAACUAACCAAGCGACUCAAAAGGCACCCUGAGGAGACAGGAGGCUUUCAGGAAGCACCACUGGCCUAUGAUGCCAUCUGGGCCUUGGCAUUGGCCCUGAACAAGACAUCUGGAGGAGGUGGCCGUUCGGGUGUUCGCUUGGAGGACUUCAACUACAACAACCAGACCAUUACGGACCAAAUCUACCGAGCGAUGAACUCUUCGUCCUUUGAGGGUGUUUCUGGCCAUGUGGUGUUUGAUGCCAGUGGCUCCCGGAUGGCAUGGACGCUUAUCGAGCAGCUACAGGGCGGUAGCUACAAGAAGAUUGGCUACUAUGACAGCACCAAGGAUGAUCUUUCUUGGUCCAAAACAGAUAAAUGGAUUGGAGGGUCCCCUCCAGCUGACCAGACCCUAGUCAUCAAGACAUUCCGCUUCCUGUCACAGAAACUCUUUAUCUCCGUCUCAGUUCUCUCCAGCCUGGGCAUUGUCCUUGCUGUUGUUUGUCUGUCCUUUAACAUCUACAACUCCCAUGUCCGUUAUAUCCAGAACUCACAGCCCAACCUGAACAAUCUGACUGCUGUGGGCUGCUCGCUGGCAUUAGCUGCUGUCUUCCCCCUGGGGCUGGAUGGUUACCACAUUGGGAGAAGCCAGUUCCCUUUCGUCUGCCAGGCCCGCCUCUGGCUUCUAGGCUUGGGCUUUAGUCUGGGCUAUGGCUCCAUGUUCACCAAGAUCUGGUGGGUUCACACGGUCUUCACAAAAAAGGAGGAAAAGAAGGAGUGGAGGAAGACCUUAGAGCCCUGGAAGCUGUAUGCUACGGUGGGCCUGCUGGUGGGCACGGACAUCCUCACUCUCGCCGUCUGGCAGAUCGUGGACCCCUUGCACCGGACCAUUGAGACUUUUGCCAAGGAGGAACCAAAGGAAGACAUUGACGUCUCUAUCCUGCCCCAGCUGGAGCACUGCAGCUCCAAGAAGAUGAAUACGUGGCUUGGUAUUUUCUAUGGUUAUAAGGGGCUGCUGCUGCUGCUGGGAAUCUUUCUUGCUUAUGAGACCAAAAGUGUGUCCACUGAGAAGAUCAAUGACCACAGGGCCGUGGGUAUGGCCAUCUACAAUGUUGCGGUCCUGUGCCUCAUCACUGCCCCUGUCACCAUGAUUUUGUCCAGUCAGCAGGAUGCAGCCUUUGCCUUUGCUUCCCUUGCCAUCGUGUUUUCCUCCUAUAUUACUCUGGUUGUGCUUUUUGUGCCCAAGAUGCGCAGGCUGAUCACCAGAGGGGAAUGGCAGUCUGAGGCACAGGACACCAUGAAGACAGGGUCAUCCACCAACAACAAUGAGGAGGAGAAGUCCCGGCUGUUGGAGAAGGAGAACCGUGAACUGGAAAAGAUCAUUGCUGAGAAAGAGGAACGGGUCUCUGAACUGCGCCAUCAGCUCCAGUCUCGGCAGCAACUCCGCUCCCGGCGCCACCCUCCGACACCCCCAGACCCCUCGGGGGGCCUACCUAGGGGGCCCUCUGAGCCCCCUGACCGGCUUAGCUGUGAUGGGAGUCGAGUCCAUUUGCUUUACAAGUGAGGGGCUGUCAGGGAGGACAGCCCAGUGGGGAAGGGAAAGGGAGUGGGAAGAGAGUGGGGGACUGGAGGGCGCAGGGGAUUCCCUCUCCCCAGCUGGAAAGAACAUGCUAUCUAAUCCCAUCUCUUGUAAAUACAUGUGCCUCUGUGCAUCCUGGGGUUAUUUGAGUCUCCAGUACUUUGGGAAACAGACCUUUUUCUCUCUUAUUCAUUCAUAUAAUUUUGUCACUACUUCAUAAUUUAGUUUGUACCUCACUUGAAGCUACUCACUCAUGACUCCUCAGCAGCCUCACUACAUCUUUCUCCCCCAUAACAGCUCUGUCUAGUUACCAUGGCAACCCCUGCAGCUCCCAUUGGCUUCCUGCUCCACUCCUAUUGGCAGGGGUCUUCCCACAAGUGCUCUUUCUACCGCAGCAGGGGCCUCUCCAUUUCUUUCACCACCAUAAUCUCCUUCCAUCCUACUUGCCCUUCUACACGUUCCUGUGUUUUCUUUCUCUUAAAUUUUGCUUCUUCUGGGAACUCAUUCUCACCAAGACUCAUGCUUCUUGACUCUGCUCUGUGUGUGCUCAAGGUUCCCCCCAACAUCCUUCCCUUCCCUGCUUGUGUCUGAUGGGCAUGCUUCUGUGCACUCAUGCUUUCCCUACGUGCUUUCUCAUGCUGCAGUCACUUGCACCCUUGUGUACCCUGUGCCCAUAGCCACGUGUGCUCUCAUGGCCAUGGGUGUCCCUUGUGUGUGUUUGGGUAGGUAUGUGUGAAUCGUUCAGCAUGUUGAGGUUUGUCUUGCCUACAUACACAUGUUCAUGUUUAUCCACGUAUUUUCUCUGUACCCGCAAUGUAAUUGUAUGCUUUCUUCCCUUUUUAUCCUAAGAUCAUUAUAUUCUUCCAGCAAAGCCAUAUGCACCCACCCUCUACAUCAUUAUGCACUUUCCCCCAAGUCACAUUUGCUGGGACCACCCAUACCCUGUCCUCAUCAUAGUUUCUGCUCAAACCUUCCUCCUCUCUCUUUUGCACUCAAGUUCUACCCUCAGUCUAUACUCACAAUCAUCCUUUCCUAAGAGAAAAGAAAUGGGGGCAGGUUUGGGGAGCUGCUUCCAGUGAAUAGUUGGUGAGAAUCCUGACCAGAAGAAGGCACUUCUGACAGUUGGAAUGGACAGAUGGACCUAUGGGGUGGGAAGUGGUGUCCCUUUCACACUGUGCUGUUUCAGAGAAGGAGCUCCCCAAAUCUCAAUAAACCAGUGAACAGAGUGACUCAGCACCUCACCCUCCAUAUUGUGAACAGAGUGGGCUCCAGGCCAAAGAAGGAUCCUCUGAGGGCUCCAAGUUAAUGAAAAGGCUUUGAAAUGGAGGUGCAGAAAGAGGUCUUUAUUGAUCUAUUAAGGCUAACUGGCUCAGUGUAGGGAAAGCAAGACACCACUAAGGCUGAGAUUAGUGAGUGAUGGAUGAUGUUAGUGGUUAAAAGUGUGGGUUCUGAGUCAAACUGCCAGGGUGUCAGGUCCCACCACAUGCAAAACAGUUCCCUAAUCUUUAUUAUCCAUGCCCUCAUUUCUGAAGAUGAGAACAAGAGUAACAGUGAUAGCCAUACCUUUCUCUGUAGAAUGCGAGGACUAGAUUGAUCAUGCAUUCAGGUACCUAGGUCCUGCUUGACCCGACCGUAGUAUGUGUUGGGUAAUGUUAGUCUCUGUCACUACUGGUUAGUGGGCUUGCUGACAGUGGUGGGCACAUGUUGGGAGCCUGGAGCAGUUGCUGAAAAAUGUGAGGACUCUAUCCCAGGAAGUAAGAACAACAGAAGAAUGAUAACUGCUGGAAAGUUUUGAAUGAGAUGGCCCUGAGUUCUUCCAACUUAAAAAUCUUCUAGGGAAUACUGAGACUUUUGGAAAGAAUUUUGAUCAAAGUAUAAGAAAGUUUUGAAUGGCCAAGGGACUAAACUGAUUUUUAUAAUUCCUUGUGUCCUUUGAAGACAUGGUUUUUUGAAGCUCAACUUUUUCUCUUUUACUUCAGCACUGAUGUUUUAAAAAGUCACUCUUACUUUUUGUACAAGAGCUACAAGUGUUGGA
Messenger RNA from Castor canadensis (American beaver), 4991 nucleotides. It is a transcript of the gene Gabbr1, whose product is annotated as gamma-aminobutyric acid type B receptor subunit 1. The record is from RefSeq and is a predicted model, not a curated record. Gene Ontology annotation, cellular component: membrane; G protein-coupled receptor heterodimeric complex. Gene Ontology annotation, molecular function: G protein-coupled GABA receptor activity. Gene Ontology annotation, biological process: G protein-coupled receptor signaling pathway; gamma-aminobutyric acid signaling pathway. NCBI's taxonomy places the organism in Eukaryota, Metazoa, Chordata, Mammalia, Rodentia, Castoridae.